Messenger RNA from Epinephelus lanceolatus (giant grouper), 2381 nucleotides. Its product is annotated as stromelysin-3-like. Gene Ontology annotation, biological process: extracellular matrix organization; proteolysis; collagen catabolic process. Gene Ontology annotation, cellular component: extracellular matrix. NCBI's taxonomy places the organism in Eukaryota, Metazoa, Chordata, Actinopteri, Perciformes, Serranidae. Gene Ontology annotation, molecular function: metalloendopeptidase activity; zinc ion binding. The record is from RefSeq and is a predicted model, not a curated record.
UCUUCCUCAGCGGCAGUUGUCAUCAAACCUCUGCCUCUGUCUGCUCUGCACACACUGUGUCUGUGUCUGUGUCAGUCUGUGUCUGUGGCUGAACAUGAUGCGGACUGUAGUGUUUUGCGGCAUCUUGCCUUUGCAACUUCUCUUCUGCGUCUAUUCUCUGCCGGUACACGACCGGACCGUCAACACGUACAAGCAGCUACAGGGAUGGCCUCACAGCAGCGGUCAUGUUGGUCUGAAGAAGAGGGGAAGACAUGAACAGGACACACUCAACAAACAGUACCAUUUCAAGCCUGUACUAGCAUCAAAAAAUGACACAGAGUUCUGGAAGCGUCCUCGCUGUGGAGUCCCAGACUAUCCCACCUUAACGCAUGUUGGCCUGUCGUACUAUAACCUGAAGAAGAAGAAGGGAGGCCUGAGUGGACAGCAGCGCAGGAAGCGAUUUGCACUGUUUGGAGGGCGCUGGGAGAAGACUGACCUCACUUACAAGAUUGUGCGUUUCCCCUGGCAGAUGAGUGAGGGCAAAGUGAGGCGUGUCUUCCUGGAGGCAUUCGGUGUAUGGAGUGCAGUGACUCCUCUGACGUUCAGAGAGGUCACCACUGAGAAAGCUGACAUCAUUAUUGACUUCAGCAGGUACUGGCAUGGGGAUAACUUGCCAUUUGAUGGUCCUGGAGGGAUCCUCGCCCACGCCUUUUUCCCCAGGACACACCGAGAGGGCGAAGUACACUUUGACUAUGAUGAGCAUUGGACGGUGGGCAACAGUGUGGGCACGGAUCUCUCACAAGUGGCAGCUCAUGAGUUUGGCCAUGUCCUCGGCCUGCAGCACUCCCUGGAGCCUGAUGCUGUGAUGUGUCCUUUCUACAGCGACUCCUACCCUCUGCAGCUCAGUGAGGAUGACAAGAGGGGCAUCCAGUAUCUGUAUGGCCCCCCUCGACACGCACCGCCCGACAUGACGGAGACCAAUGAGAUUGACAUUGGAAAGCCACACGCCUGCAGGACAAACUUUGAUGCCGUGUCCAUGAUCAGGGGAGAGCUGUUCUUCUUUAAGUCGCGAUAUGUUUGGCGUAUCCGUGAUGGACAGCUACAAGCUGGCUAUCCCGCCUUGGCUUCACGCCACUGGAAAGGCAUUCCUGACCAUAUCGAUGCUGCAUAUGAAGACAAGUCCGGCAACAUCUGGUUCUUCCAAGGUGACAGCUACUGGGUGUUUGAUGCCGAGAGGAAGAUUACAGGACCUGAUUCAGUGCGGCAGCUGGGUCUUCCUGUAACAGAUAUCCAAGCAGCUUUGAAGUGGGAGGAGGGCCGCGUUGAGAAAGUCUACCUCCUCAAGUCUGCUUCUUACUGGCCCUUCAAUCCUCAGGAGAAUCGACUGGAUGAUGUCCAUCCCCGCAGCAUGCACAAGUGGGGAGGAGUGCCUGGCCAUAUUGAUGCAGCCUUUCGGGACAGAUAUGGCUAUGCCAAUUUCCUGAGUGGGCUGCACUACUGGAAGUUUGACCCUGUGGCGCUGAAAGUGCUAGAAGGCUACCCCCGCAGCAUUGGCAUGGAUUUCUUUGGCUGUUCUGUCUAAAUAAGUUCAUACACAUACAUCUGCUAAACAUGUGAAGAGCAUUGGGUGUAGUUUUCAGCCCAAUUCUCCAUACAGAACAUUCUGGCUAUUCUGGAUAUAUACCUAUACACUGAUUUAUUUCAUAAAGAUGACUCAGAACCCACAUAAAUACAUCAAAGUCUUGCCAAAGUCUCUGUUCACUGCAAACACAUAAUUUUUUUAAACAAUGACUUUGCAUUUAAGAAUACGUUUAUACAUUUACUGUGAGUGUAGGCUCGCAGUAACAGUUACUCAGUAUGUGUUUACUUUUGCAUGACCAGGAAUGAUUUUGUCAUUUUGAGAUAAGAAAACACAUCUGGAGAUAGCUUAUUAAAACUCAUAAAGCUUCUCCCCCAGUCUUUGGACCCCAAACCCACCAUUAAAGAGUAACUCUUCUCUAGAUCUCAGAGAAGUAGUACUGCUGCCCUAACCUUUGUGGGUCAAAAGGUUCAAGUCUGUGGUGAUGCCACAAGUACUGUGUUAAGUGCUGGACUGUAAUGGUUGCGUACUUAGCCUCAAGAAGUUGGCAGAGCAGGCACGAUUACAAGUGUUUUUUUUGGCUUAAACCUGACCACAUGUUAACUAUAGUUUUGUUGAAACAUACAGAAGGUUAAAUGAAUCCCAUGCAUAAUAACGUACUAUGUAACAUAUCUGUGGUUUGCAGAAACGUACAAUGCCAACAAAUAUUCUGGUGAAUGAAUUGGAGUACAAGUACUCAUUAAUGUACACCUUGCUUACUAGCAAAAUUGAGACACGUAUUAAGACUUUGGUUUGCUCAAACGAACUAGGCCAAAUGAUAUGU